AUGUUGCUAAAUUUGCAGCCCCAUAGCGUGAUUGCUGUGGGUGUUGUACUUCCGACAAUUGCAUCGGCCGCCGUCACACUAAGAUUUCUCACUCGAAGCAGACUUAGGAUUCCGCUAAGAGAAGACGACUGGGUAGUUCUUGUCUCUGCUAUCCUAGUAUGGGGCCUUGGAAUCACUAUUAUUGCUGGCGCCGCGCUUGGGUCACUAGGGGCUCAUUCGAAGCCAGCUGCUCCCAACGCGCCACACCACAACACAAUAUCUCGAGGUCGGGCGGAUGAUAUUGCGGAGCGGAUUGUCCUUGGCUACAGCAUUGUCGAGAAAAUCACAUUUGGCGUCAUCAAAACAAGCGUGCUACUAGCAUAUCGGAGGAUAUUUCGGGGCAAAAUCUUCAAUGCCGUGUCUCUAGGCAUGAUCAUUGUUUGUACGGUGCUUGCGCUUGCAUUUCUUAUCACAUCCGCUUUUCAAUGCAGGGUACGAAAUUGGAGUCUACAAUACCAAUCGUGGUCACAUCAACGCCACUGCAUCCAGGCGGAAAUAUCUUGGUCUGGUUAUGCUAUCGCAGACGUCGUUACGGAUUUUGUCCUGCUUCUUUUCCCAGUGCCACUGGUAUGGAAGCUGCAGCUUACUCUGUCUAAAAAAAUCAGUGUUCUAUUGGUAUUUUUACUUGGAUCAUUGUCAACUGCGGUUGCCAUUGUGAGGAUGGUGGUGAUAUUGUUUUUCACUUAUGGCUCUUCUGGUGGAUAUAGAGAUCUGUUGGAUACAAUAUCCACAGCCUUAGUUUGGAGCUUGGUUGAAGCAUCAGUCGCAAUAUUUGCCUCGUGUUUGCCUUCUAUACGCCCACUCAUUCAUCGAUCAUCUACCAGUAUCGGCUUAAGCAAGCGAUUGUAUGGUCAGUCCGUAUCAAAUCCAACGGGGAUGCAGUUGGCGGCGCGACCUAGUACAUUAUAUGAGCUCGAAAAUAUCGAUAUUUGGCAAGAAUUGUCGGAGGAACUUGGAGAAAGUACUAGUACUAGUAAGAAAUAG
Molecule: messenger RNA, 1023 nt
Organism: Penicillium manginii
Lineage: Eukaryota; Fungi; Ascomycota; Eurotiomycetes; Eurotiales; Aspergillaceae
Exons: 4
Coding region: 1-1023 (340 amino acids)
Source: RefSeq, a predicted model, not a curated record